This is a messenger RNA of Olea europaea var. sylvestris, 1172 nucleotides long. RefSeq names its product probable WRKY transcription factor 40. Gene Ontology annotation, molecular function: DNA-binding transcription factor activity; sequence-specific DNA binding. Bases 192 to 1040 code for a protein of 282 amino acids. Lineage: Eukaryota; Viridiplantae; Streptophyta; Magnoliopsida; Lamiales; Oleaceae. Gene Ontology annotation, biological process: regulation of DNA-templated transcription. The transcript has 4 exons. The record is from RefSeq and is a predicted model, not a curated record.
GCUAUAAAUAAGUCUCAAAGCCAUUACUUUAUCACUUUUCUUCAUCUUCUCGUUACCUUCCUAAAAGUUGUAUAUCUGCUUCUUGAAUAUAUAUUUUUAUUCUUCUUGUGCUGCAAACAUUGUAUAUAAACACUGAAAAACUUGACCAGAUUAAGAACAUUUUCUGAAUAACAAUCUUUUUGGAACUUCAUAUGGAAUUCAACACUCUGCUAAAUACUUCAUUGGAUCUUAAUGUCACACCUUUAAGAUUUCCAGAUGAGAGAAGUGCUUUGAUAGAUGAACUAAACCGUGUUAGUGCGGAAAACAAGAGGCUCACAGAAAUGAUAACGGUAGUGUGUGAAAAUUACAAUGAAUUGGAAAACAGAUUAAUCGAGUAUAAAAUCAACAAUCCAUCAAUGGAUAAUACUGCAGCAUCGAGAAAAAGGAAAACUGAAAUCAAUGGCUCAGCUUCUGAGAGCAGCUCUAGCGAUGAAGAAUCAUGCAAGAAACUAAAGGAAGAACACAUCAAAGCAAAGAUUUCGCGGGUUUUCGUUCAAACACAAGCAUCUGAUACAAGCCUUAUUGUUAAGGAUGGAUAUCAAUGGAGGAAAUAUGGACAGAAGGUGACUAGAGACAACCCUUGUCCAAGAGCUUAUUUCAAGUGUUCUUAUGCUCCUACCUGUCCAGUCAAAAAGAAGGUUCAAAGAAGUUUAGAGGAUCAAUCCGUUCUAGUUGCAACCUAUGAAGGGGAGCACAACCAUCCACACAUGUCCAAGCAUGAGAUGGCUUCGGGCUCAAACCAUUGUGUGACACUUGGCUCGAUCCCUUGCUCAACCUCUCUUAGCUCGUCUGAACUGUCCAUUACUCUUGAUCUAACGAAACAAAAGAUGAGCCGUGAUGCGAGAAAUUCAAAUGGCAAAGUUCAUACACCAGAAUUCCAACAGUUUUUGGUAGAACAAAUGGCUUCUUCAUUGACUAGAGAUCCAAAUUUCAUAUCAGAGCUAGCAGCUGCUAUUUCUGGAAAUUUUCUUCAACACCCUGAAAGGCAGAUGGCCAAAUGAAGAGUACGAUUUUUGUCGUGACUUGUUUCACCUCUCUUGUACAUGACUUCUUUCGGAGUUUCUAAAAGCUUCUCACAUUAAUGGAAGAUCUCAUACAUCUUUGCAAUAAAAACUUGUUACAUUGUAUACUCA